Messenger RNA from Penicillium waksmanii, 1503 nucleotides. It is a transcript of the gene cox15, whose product is annotated as cytochrome c oxidase assembly protein cox15. Bases 1 to 1503 code for a protein of 500 amino acids. Gene Ontology annotation, cellular component: mitochondrial inner membrane. Gene Ontology annotation, molecular function: oxidoreductase activity, acting on NAD(P)H, heme protein as acceptor. Gene Ontology annotation, biological process: heme A biosynthetic process. NCBI's taxonomy places the organism in Eukaryota, Fungi, Ascomycota, Eurotiomycetes, Eurotiales, Aspergillaceae. The record is from RefSeq and is a predicted model, not a curated record. The transcript has 2 exons.
AUGGCUUCCCUAGGGACUUCGGCGUCAUUAUGGCGAAGCCUCGUGCCUCGACUAUCGUCCAAAGAACUUUUCACCUGCCGCCAAUGCCUGCGCAACCAGGGUUAUGCUGCCAAAUCCAUCCGUCGCUUCGGCGCAGUGCCAUCCCUCCAACCCAACAAGAUCCGUUCGCCCCUGUUCUCCGACAAGAACCGCCAAUUCUUUACCUCAAGUCUGAGAAGGUCAACCGCUGCGCCUGCUGUGGCUGGUGUCGUCGAGGAAUCCGCUGUCAAGGCGAAGUCGAGCUAUCCCAAGAUCAGCGACAAGUCGGUUGCCUACUUCCUCCUUGCUAGUGCGGCGAGUGUUUUUGGAAUUGUCGUUUUUGGUGGAUUGACACGUUUGACGGAAUCAGGAUUGAGUAUCACGGAAUGGCGACCUGUCACCGGCUCCAUGCCACCCAUGAACACCGAAGACUGGGAAGCGGAGUUCGCCAAGUACCGAGCAUCUCCUGAAUUUAAGCAAUUGAACUCGCACAUGAACCUGGACGACUUCAAGUCGAUUUACUACAUGGAAUGGAUCCACCGUCUCUGGGGUAGGUUCGUCGGCAUGUCCUUCGUUAUCCCCGCGGUCUACUUUGUUGCUCGGAAAAAGGUCUCGACCCCCAUGGCCUGGCGUCUGGUUGGAAUUGCCGGUCUCAUUGGCUUCCAAGGAUUCCUCGGCUGGUGGAUGGUCAAGUCUGGUCUCAAGGAUGAUCUGUUUGCGCCGGGUAGCCACCCGCGUGUCAGCCAGUACCGCCUGACGGCUCACCUGGGUGCUGCUUUUGUCUGCUAUGUUGCUAUGCUAUGGAAUGGACUGGCUAUUCUUCGCUCCAACCGUCUGAUGGCCGAUGCUGCUUCGGGUUUGAAGCAGCUUGAGGCCCUUCGGGACCCACGAUUGGCGAUCUUCCGCCGCUCGGUUGCGGGUCUUGCCCUACUGGUUUUCACUACUGUCAUGUCUGGGGGUCUCGUUGCAGGCCUAGAUGCCGGUCUCAUCUACAACGAGUUCCCAUACAUGGGCAACGGGCUCGCACCGCCUAGCUCUGAGCUAUGGGACGCUCACUACUCUCGCCAUGAAGAUCGCUCUGACCUCUGGUGGCGCAAUAUGCUUGAGAACCCUUCCCUGGUCCAGCUUGACCACCGUAUUCUCGCCAUGACAACAUUCUCUACCAUCAUGGCUUUGUGGGCCUACAGUCGUCGCUCACCCACCAUGAAACGCAUCCUGCCCCCCGCCGCCCGUAAGGGUGUUCACGGUGUCGUCGGCUUCGCUUUCAUGCAGGUCGGCCUGGGUAUCUCUACUUUGCUCUACCUUGUGCCAACCCCACUCGCCUCUGCUCAUCAGGCUGGUAGCUUGUUCCUUCUCACUUGGGUUAUUAUCCUGGGUAGCCGUGUCUGGCACCCGUCUCGCACUGCCAAACUGCUGCAAAUGGCUUCUAAGGCUCGCAGCCAACAGCUUUCCUCUACAACCGCAUCUGCUGUUAAGAGACUGUAA